Messenger RNA from Arabidopsis arenosa, 1345 nucleotides. The record is from the annotation of a GenBank genome assembly. NCBI's taxonomy places the organism in Eukaryota, Viridiplantae, Streptophyta, Magnoliopsida, Brassicales, Brassicaceae.
CGUUGAUUUCGAUUUUGAGGAUUUAAUUAAUUUUCGAAAUGCUUUGGAUAACGAGAUUUUCUGGAUUUUUCUCCGCCGCGAUGGCAGUGAUCGUGUUAUCUCCGUCGCUUCAGUCAUUUCCUCCGGCGGCGGCAAUCCGUUCGUAUCCAUCUCCGAUCUUCAGAAAAGCUCCAGUGGUGUUCAACAACGGCGACGAAUGUCUCUCUUCCGGCGGCGUUUGCAAUCCGUCGUUGGUCCACGUGGCGAUCACGUUAGACGUAGAGUACCUGCGUGGCUCAAUCGCAGCCGUGAAUUCAAUCCUUCAGCACUCGAUUUGUCCAGAGAGCGUCUUCUUCCACUUCAUCGUCGUCUCCGAGGAAACAAACCUGUUGGAGUCGCUGGUGCGAUCGAUUUUCCCGGGAUUGAAAUUCAAUAUUUACGAUUUUGCCCCUGAGACUGUUCGUGGUUUGAUUUCUUCUUCCGUGAGACAAGCCCUUGAGCAACCUUUGAAUUACGCUAGAAAUUACUUAGCGGAUCUGCUCGAGCCUUGUGUUAACCGUGUCAUAUACUUGGAUUCGGAUCUUGUCGUCGUCGAUGACAUCGCUAAGCUUUGGAAAACUAGUCUAGGCUCGAGGAUUAUCGGAGCUCCGGAGUAUUGUCACGCGAAUUUCACGAAAUACUUCACCGGAGGAUUCUGGUCGGAGGAGAGAUUCUCCGGGACGUUUAGAGGGAGGAAGCCUUGUUACUUCAACACAGGUGUGAUGGUGAUAGAUCUUAAGAAAUGGAGAAGAGGUGGUUACACGAAACGUAUCGAGAAAUGGAUGGAGAUUCAGAGAACAGAGAGGAUUUACGACCUCGGCUCGCUUCCACCGUUUCUUCUUGUUUUCGCCGGUCACGUGGCUCCCAUCUCUCACCGUUGGAACCAGCAUGGACUUGGUGGUGACAAUGUUAGAGGUAGCUGUCGUGAUUUGCAUCCUGGUCCAGUGAGUUUGCUGCAUUGGUCUGGUAGUGGCAAGCCAUGGAUAAGACUUGAUUCGAAACGGCCUUGUCCGUUAGAUGCAUUAUGGACGCCUUACGACUUGUAUCGACAUUCGCAUUGACGUUGCCGUCUUGAUUGAGAAUCUGCAGGGAAGCUCUCUAGAUUGUUUGCUUGUUUUGUCUAAGUUUGAUAUACAACCAUUGUGUUCUGUCGGUGGAUAUGCACAGUGUGCCACUAGGGUUGUCUUGGUCAAAAGGACAAAUGAGUGGCUCCUACUAGGGUCUGAUCAGAACACAAUUAUAUUGAGGAUUGUUGUUUAAGCUAUCGAAUUUGUGAGUGUCAUGUCUUUGUUUAAGUCUUGUGAUUUAGUGACACAAGUUUCUGUUA